Messenger RNA from Aspergillus mulundensis, 1392 nucleotides. RefSeq lists its product as uncharacterized. The record is from RefSeq and is a predicted model, not a curated record. Bases 1 to 1392 code for a protein of 463 amino acids. NCBI's taxonomy places the organism in Eukaryota, Fungi, Ascomycota, Eurotiomycetes, Eurotiales, Aspergillaceae. The transcript has a single exon.
AUGUCGUUGAUACCUAGCGUACAUCGCCGACCCGCCUCAGCAGCCAGCGUCUCCUUCCCAUCCCAACGAUAUGUCAGCGCCGCUUCAACAGUCUCUCGCAGCUCAGCGUCCAGUGGGGACUCCAGGCAUGUACCCUCGAAACUACCCACCGCAACACGACUAGUUUCGAUGAGCAAAAAUGAAGUUUCUGAAAACCGGUUCAAUCCCGAAGAUGUUCCUAGUUCAGAUGCCGAGGAACAAGAGGACGGGACGGACGACAGCCCGCUGGUCAAGGAGAUAAAGGAUCUUGAGAUUUACAAACGGAAGGCCAUUUCAGCUGAGCGAGAACUGAUAGUGGCACUGAAGGGAAAGGCAAAGCUCGAAGCGGAAGUCAAAACAAUGGGCGAUUGGCUGAACACAAUCGAGAAGGAGUUGCCAAAACUCAGGCAGGACUUACGGCUCUCUGAACAAGCCCUAGCCGACGAGCGAGAGCGACGAGCAAACUUGGAAUCAAAGUCAGACGUUAUGGCCUCACACCUAAAGGCAUAUGAUGAAGCGCAAGCUUGGAAUGGUGAUUCUAAGCAGACUGUAACAACACUCCGCUCCCAGCUGGACGCGGUCAAGGAGGAAAAUUCCAACCUUGAACAAGCAGUGAUACAGCAUCUCACGGACAAGGACCACCUCAAAACAGAGCUCAGGGAACUUAGCCUCAAGCAUGAACUGGUUCUAAAAGAGAGGGAAGAAACAGAGGCGCUCUACAUCAAAGUCCUGGAUGAGCGGCGUAUUCUCGAAGAGCGCUGUGGUCAGGUUGAUGCCUUGCUUGAAUCAGUCGGCGACGUCAGUGCGACACUCGAGGAUAUUAAGCUGCAGCAGAAGGCCACUGAUGAUCGAGUGAUAGAUAUGGAGUCCAAACAGCAAGAAGAGCGCGAGCAGUUACAACGAGAGCAUUUGGACAUCGUUAACCAGUACAACGCACAUCUGAGCAGUGUGCAGGAAAUUGAGGCAAACUAUGCAAAGCAAAACAGCGAUCUCCGAAGCCACAUUGUGAUGCUCCAGUCAGAGUUGCACAGAAGGGACAACGCCCCUGAGAUAGAUAACGCUUUGGGUGAUCAGCUCGAAACGAUGACAACAUCGUUUAAGUAUCUGGCCACCCAGCUGGAAAAGCUGAUCGAGAAUCGGGAUCACCCUGUUCGUGACUCCUUGGAACAAUUGCGGUCUGAACUCACGGAGGCUUUUGCUGCAUUGAACGAUAUCUGGCUACAGCCCGUCGUUGAUCAAGGGGCCGUCAAAGAAAUACAGGAUGAGUGCCAAACAUCGAAUCCCGACCUCGUGGCUGGCUCCGAUGCCCAGCCAACUGGAAGAGUCCCAUUAGGCUUUCUCCGCAAGAAAGGGACUAUGGAGAGUCAUAUGUAA